CAGGUUUAUGUAUCUUUGUUGUUGGGAGUAGAGAGAAAAAACAAUAAGAGACUUGCGUCAAAUGCAGCAACUACAGCAAGGGAAAGGAAAUGAAGGUAGUAGCAGCUGCUACUGAUGAUAUUCAUCAAACUUCUGGAAACUUGGACUAGCUGUGGAAGGACUCGAACAAGAAGUCAUAGGUUUAAAGUUCUCCUUAUUGCCAUUGGACCGAGCACGAGAAAAGUCUCCCUGUUAUUGCCACUAUAUAAGCGAUGAUAAACACGAGGAUAAUACUUGAAGUUAUCUACUAGGAACCAAAAAAAAGAUGUUUGAAUCCGACGAGCGUUUCAAAAACAUAGACUUAUUUUGUGCAAAAGAUAACUAGUUUUCCUUCUUUUUUCACAUUUGUCGUGUUCGUAAAUUUGGAUUCCCAAAUAUAGAAAGUCCAAAAAGAUUAGCGUGCGUCUUACGUCUCCAUUUUUGUCUCUUACCAAAUGAAUCUGAGGAAGUUAAAAUUUCCUCUGUUCUUCCCCCUUUUACCACAGAUCCAAAUGCAUCUCUCUCAACACUUUCUUUCUAUCAUGUCUUAUUCUUUUGAUUAACCUCUUUGAUUUUUGUCUUGCAUGCCUUUAGAAUCAGGUCUUUGAGUCCCCCUGACCAGACACAAUGGAUAUAAGCAACGAAGCAAACAUGGAUCCCUUCUCAAUAGGACCCACGGGUAUCAUCGGAAGAACCAUUGCCUUCCGGGUCCUGUUCUGCAAAUCAACGGCUACGCUCAGACACAAACUGUUAGUGUUCCUCGUGUGUUUCUACGGAAAAGCUAAAGUUAUUCUAAAACCGCUUAUGUCGUGGUUACAUCCAAGGAACCCACAAGGGAUCUUGGCUAUGGUGACAACGAUGGCCUUUAUGUUGAAUCGCUACACGAGCUUAAAAGCAAAAGCUGAGAUGGCUUACAGGAGGAAGUUCUGGAGGAACAUGAUGACAGCUGCAUUGACUCACGAGGAAUGGUCUCACGCUGCCAAGAUGCUUGAUAAAGAGACUCCUAAGGUGAACGAGACCGAUCUUUUCGACGUGGAGCUCGUGAGGAACAAGCUCGAGGAGCUUAAGCAUAGACGUCAUGAGAAUUCUCUGAGAGACAUUAUCUUCUGCAUGAGAGCUGAUCUUGUUAGAAACCUCGGUAACAUGUGUAACCCUGAGCUUCACAAAGGAAGGCUUCAAGUUCCGAGGCUCAUCAAAGAGUAUAUCGAUGAGGUCUCUACGCAGCUUAGAAUGGUUUGUGAUACGGACACGGAAGAGCUUUCUCUCGAGGAGAAACUAUCUUUUAUGCACGAGACGAGACAUGCGUUUGGUAGAACGGCUCUGCUUCUGAGCGGAGGAGCUUCUCUCGGUGCUUUCCAUCUCGGUGUGGUGAAGACCCUUGUGGAACACAAGCUGUUGCCGAGGAUUAUAGCCGGUUCAAGCGUGGGGUCUGUGAUGUGUGCGGUCGUUGGGACGAGGUCGUGGCCUGAGUUACAAAGCUUCUUUGAAGGCUCUUGGCACGCGUUGCAGUUCUUUGACCAGAUGGGAGGGAUCUUCACUAUUGCGAAACGUGUUAUGACUCAAGGUGCGGUUCAUGAGAUCAGGCAUUUGCAGUGGAAGCUGAGGAACCUCACUAACAAUCUCACGUUCCAAGAAGCUUACGACAUUACAGGACGUAUCCUGGGGAUUACAGUUUGUUCGCCGAGGAAGCACGAGCCGCCUAGAUGUCUUAACUAUCUGACAUCUCCUCAUGUGGUGAUAUGGAGUGCAGUGACUGCUUCUUGUGCCUUCCCGGGUCUUUUUGAGGCUCAAGAACUCAUGGCUAAAGAUAGAACUGGUGAGAUUGUUCCGUAUCACCCACUCUUCAACAUGGAUCCUGGAGAGAACUCAGGAGCUUCGGUUAGGCGCUGGAGAGAUGGUAGUUUGGAGAUGGACUUGCCGAUGAUACAACUCAAAGAGCUUUUUAAUGUUAACCAUUUCAUUGUGAGUCAAGCUAACCCUCACAUCGCACCUUUCUUGAGGAUGAAGGAGUUUGUGAGAGCUUGUGGAGGCAGAUUUGCAGCAAAGCUUGCUCAACUAAUGGAGAUGGAAGUGAAGCAUAGAUGUAAUCAAGUGCUAGAGCUCGGGUUGCCUCUGAGAGAAGUAGCGAAGCUAUUUGCUCAAGAAUGGGAAGGGGAUGUCACUAUCGUCAUGCCAGCCACUAUUUCUCAGUACUUGAAGAUCAUACAGAACCCAUCAAACGUAGAGAUCCAAAAGGCGGCAAACCAAGGAAGGAGAUGCACGUGGGAGAAGCUGGCAGUCAUCAAAGCAAACUUCGGAAUCGAGCUCGCCCUCGACGAGUGCGUCGCCGUCCUCAACCACAUGCGCCGCCUCAAACGCACCGCACAAAGAGCAGCAGCCGCCGCCUCCGCCUUAUCCUCCUCCUUAUCCUCCUCCCACCAUCACCACCACCAUCCUCAUCCUCUACCCGUGGGACCCACACGGUUCAACGCCUCCAAGAGAAUCCCUUCCUGGAACUGCAUCGCCCGCGAGAACUCAACCGGUUCCGUCGACGACGACGUCCUCUCCGAAGCCGCCCUGCUCUACCAGCAGCUCGUGGUCAACCGAGGCGGUAACUGCAACGGCUCGCACGACGGAGACUCGCCGGAAGCUGGUGACUGGACGAGGUCCGGCGGACCGUUGAUGAGGACCACGUCGGCUCAGAUGUUCAUGGACUACGUGCAGAAUCUUGAAGGUGCUGAACAAGGCGUCGAGUUGAACGGAGACGCUGCUGCGAGGAGCAUCACUGUGGCGGAAGGGGAUUAUCUGCAGACGGGGAGGACGCAUAACGGAUUCGUGUUGAAUCUUGUUAGGGGGGAGAGUUUGAGGAGGAAUAAUAAUCAAGACGUGGAGGAUAGGCUAAACGUGGAUGAAGCUCCCGAGUGCGUGCAGCUUGAUUCGCCCGAGAAGGAUAUCGAUAGAGGCAGCUCGGCGUCUGAAGACGGAGACGCGGAGGUGGUGGUGGAUACGAAUGUAAGCCACGAGGAGUGAGAGAAUGUUUCCUUCUUUUUGGAAAGGACUAUAGGUUGUAAAUCUUUUACGGUUACUUUCAAAUUUUGUAUGUGUACAGUCCUUUGUAUUUUGAGAAAAUGUUUUAUUUUUAGAGACCAAACUUUUUCCUGAAUUAAUUUUUCACUAUUAUACA
Raphanus sativus (radish) is the source of this 3181-nucleotide messenger RNA. Its product is annotated as triacylglycerol lipase SDP1L. Gene Ontology annotation, molecular function: triacylglycerol lipase activity. Gene Ontology annotation, biological process: lipid metabolic process. The coding region runs from base 646 to 3027 and encodes 793 amino acids. The record is from RefSeq and is a predicted model, not a curated record. NCBI's taxonomy places the organism in Eukaryota, Viridiplantae, Streptophyta, Magnoliopsida, Brassicales, Brassicaceae. The transcript has 5 exons.